Ctenopharyngodon idella (grass carp) is the source of this 711-nucleotide messenger RNA. RefSeq names its product hairy-related 3 (gene hes3). The record is from RefSeq and is a predicted model, not a curated record. Bases 10 to 711 code for a protein of 233 amino acids. Gene Ontology annotation, molecular function: DNA-binding transcription factor activity, RNA polymerase II-specific; protein dimerization activity; RNA polymerase II cis-regulatory region sequence-specific DNA binding. Gene Ontology annotation, biological process: regulation of neurogenesis; anterior/posterior pattern specification; regulation of transcription by RNA polymerase II. NCBI's taxonomy places the organism in Eukaryota, Metazoa, Chordata, Actinopteri, Cypriniformes, Xenocyprididae. Gene Ontology annotation, cellular component: nucleus. The transcript is spliced from 4 exons.
GAGCAUUUGAUGACAAUGGCUGCAGCAUCAGAUUGUGCGGUAACGGCAAAAACUAAAUGCGUUAAAAAGGUUUCUAAACCACUGAUGGAGAAGAAAAGAAGGGCACGUAUCAAUAAAUGUUUGAAUCAACUGAAAAGCCUCCUGGAAAGCGUCUGUUCCAACAAUAUCCGCAAGCGAAAACUGGAAAAGGCUGACAUUUUGGAAAUGACGGUGAAACAUCUGAGGCAUCUGCAAAACAGCGAAAGAGGAAUGGCCAAAGUUUGGGACUCUGCUGAAUAUCACGCUGGCUACAGAAGUUGUCUCGCCUCUGUCAGUCAUUAUCUUCUUGCGUCAGACACAGACAGGGAUUCCCGUUUCACUAUGCUGACACAUCUUAAGAGCGGUCCUCACCACGCCAGAGUUCAUGAUUUCAGUACUGCGGAAAGCGACCCCGCACCGAUCCUUGCACCAACAAGUACACCUCGGCGAUCACAUAGGCCUAAGGUUUCGCUUAAAACAGAAGCUUCUUAUCCCAACGUGCAGCAAACAUCAGACAGAAAUUAUUGCUUUAUGCCGAAGAGGACUGAGAUUUGUGAUAUGGACAAACAAUCAUUCGACGCACAGGUUGGGACGUCUGGAUUCAAGAAGCUCAAAACCAUGCACUUCAGUUUAAAAAAUACAAAGAUUGAUGAGUGCUGCAUUUUGAAACAUAAUUAUUGGCGGCCUUGGUAA